GGCGGCCUUCUUAACCGGAAGUUACCCGAUUCGCACCGGAUAUCAGGGGAUUCCCAUACUGCCAGGAGAGAUUCGAUCUAUUCCACACGAUUUUCCCACUUUACCAAAAGCCCUCCAAAGUUUAGGAUACAGCACGCAUUUGGUGGGUAAAUGGCAUUUGGGAUCCGCUUCCAAAUCGCACACACCUUUGAGUUACGGCUACGAUUCGCAUUACGGCUACUGGGAAGGCUUCAUCGGUUACUUCAAUCAUUCCCUAGUCACCAAGGGUCUGACUGGACAGAACUUCUACAGCAAUUAUCAACCGUUACCCAACGUUACCGGGCAUUACGUAACUGAUCUUCUGACAAGGAAAGCGUUGGAUAUUAUCGAGAAUCAACCGAAAGGUAAACCUCUUCAUCUCGUUGUCUCGCAUUUGGCUGGACACACUGGGAAAUCUAUAGGUGGUAAUGAUGGUGUUCUGGAGGUGGCCAAUAAGCAAGACAACGAUUUCAACUAUUUCUAUAUAGAGGACGAAAUUAGGCGAAUGUACGCAGAAAUAAUUGAGAAAAUGGACGAUUCAAUCGGAGAAAUCGUGAAGGCUUUAUCACGCAAGAAACUCUUAGACAACACAAUCGUACUCUUCUUUUCGGAUAACGGCGCACCGACAGUCGGAACUUACCAGAAUCGUGGUUCAAACUUUCCGUUUCGAGGAAUGAAGAUGAGUCUCUUCGAUGGUGGCGUCCGGGUACCGGCGAUGCUCUACAGCGGUAAACUGAAGAACAGAGGAAGAAUCUACAAGAACUUAUUUCACGUCACAGAUUGGGCACCAACUUUGUACGCGGCGGCAGGUGGUAAAGACAACUUAUUUGCGGAUGGAAUAAACCAAUGGGAGGAGUUGAUGAACGGCGGUAAAUUGGAAAAACGGAAGGAGAUUUUAUUGAACAUCGACGAGGAACUGGGAUAUUCCGGUCUGAUCCAAGGCAAAUACAAAUUGAUCAAAGGAAAAUAUCUGGACGAGAAAGCUAGCCAAUAUUGGGGCGAAAUCAAUGAUACGUUGAUCCCUAGUUACAGCAUCGGAAAAGUGUUGUUUAGCAACACGAACAUGGCUCUCAAUUGGAUGAUGUUGAGUCAGAUCAAGAGGCUGUUUGUGUUACGUCGCCAGGCAACCAAAACAAAUUGCAGGCCACGAUACGGCGAUUUCUCGCCUUGCGGCGAGAUUUGCCUAUUCGAUUUGGAGAAGGAUCCGUGCGAAUCGCGAGACGUUUCCGCGGAGCAACCGGAAAUUUUGGAAGCGAUGCUGAAGAGAUUGCGGGAGUACGAUUCGGGAAGGGUGAGGCAGCAGCUUAACGUUUUCCAUCCGGAAUCGAAUCCUGAUCGGUGCGGAGGUUAUUGGUACAAUUGGUUGGACGAAGACGGUUGUUGGUUCAACAAUACUCGGAGCGUUUAAGAUAUUAUUUAUAUCAUAAGUUAGUUCUUAGGUAAAAGAGAUGUUAAGCCGUUGGGAAUGUUCAGUAACUGCGUGAUUCCGUUGAACGGGGUCUGCGGUAACGGUACGACCAGAGUUGCGGAUCCUUGGAAGAUCAGAGUCGGUUGCUUUUGAUUCCCUGAAGAUGUUUGGUCGAAAGGAUUGGGGAUGUUGCUCGUGAAAUUCGUCAGCAGGUUCUGGAAAUUAUUCAGCAACGACGGAUUUGGUGCUGCAGUCGCCGCAGCUCUUGAACCAGACUCAUUUUCACCAAUCGGCACCUCUUUUUCAUCUUCACCAAUUGCUGCUUCUUUCAACUCUUUCGCGUCCUCGACGACAGGUGCUGAGCACACUAAAGAUUCAAAUCGAAUUUACGAUCAAAAUAAACAUUUAGUAUAGAAUUUGUAAGACGUACCUGCGGCCAAAAGGCAGAACAAUAUGAUUAAUUUCAUUGCAAGUUUUUUUUUGUAGAAUUAACACAUCUCUCCUUGCACUUUACGUUUAUAUAAGACUUAAAGGAACGGAAACGGAAAAGGUUUAAUUAAGGCGAUAAGUUUUAUCUUAAUACCUUCGGCUGUAAAACAAAUUUAUGCGUCUUUAAUGAUUAAACAAACGUAAAAUCAUGGAAAGCGUUGAAACAAAACCAUCAACGAACAAAAUUAAACGCCUUGACAUCAUUCGGACUGUUUGAUUUCGACGUUAAAUAAAUAUUUUUUUUUAAUCGUCGAAUAAAUAAUGUUUUAUAAUUAAUUUCACGAAAACUGCGUGCAUUACAUUAAAUAGUUAAUAUUGAAACUAUAAAA
Nicrophorus vespilloides is the source of this 2244-nucleotide messenger RNA. RefSeq names its product arylsulfatase B-like. The record is from RefSeq and is a predicted model, not a curated record. The annotation marks the transcript as partial. NCBI's taxonomy places the organism in Eukaryota, Metazoa, Arthropoda, Insecta, Coleoptera, Silphidae. The transcript has 5 exons.